Messenger RNA from Salvia hispanica, 887 nucleotides. RefSeq names its product CASP-like protein 1. The record is from RefSeq and is a predicted model, not a curated record. NCBI's taxonomy places the organism in Eukaryota, Viridiplantae, Streptophyta, Magnoliopsida, Lamiales, Lamiaceae.
AAAUCAUCUUGCAUAUCUAAAUCACACGUACAAAAAUAAAACAAUACACCAACUAUAGCAUGGCCUCCUCCACAGAAACCCCACCAGUUCCAGAGCCGGAGCCAGUCGUUGAGGCUCCAGUGGAGGAAGUGCCGCCUAGUGAGCCACCACCGGAGGUGAAAGCACCGGCAGCACCGGUGAAUUAUCUCUCCGUAGCUGAGGUGGUGCUGCGAUUUCUAUUGUUUGCUUCAGCCGUGGUGGCGGUUGUGGUGAUUGUUAGCAGCAAGGAAACAGUGAAUUCAAGGGAUGCCAAAUUCAACUACUCACCAGCUCUCAUAUACUUUGUAGCAGCACUCUCAGUUGCGGGGUUGUACAGCAUCAUCACCACACUCUCGUCAUUUUAUACUCUACUCAAACCUGGCUUCUGCCCACAACUCUUAUCUCAUUUCCUCAUUGUUGAUGUUCUGCUGCUAGGAAUUGUAAGCGCAGCAACUGGAUCGGCAGGUGCGAUUGCAUACACCGGUUUGAAGGGAAAUUCUCAUCUGAGAUGGGGUAAAGUUUGCAAUGUUUAUGACAAGUUUUGUACAUAUGUCGGAGCUUCCGUUGCUGUCUCGCUCUUUGCCUCGGUCGUGCUUGCUCUCCUCGUUCUCCUUUCUCUCUACUCUAUCUCCAAGAAGAUCCCGAAAUAGUCCAAUGUACAAAAAAAAAAAGGACCUAGCAUGUGUGUGUGUGUGAAUUGAUGAUCAUGAGUUUGUGUAUAAAAUCAGUUUGUGGAAUUGCAUGUCGUUUGUGAAUAUGUAUUUAUAUCUUGCAUGUGCAUAUGUAAGAAAGUAGAUUUCCUUGGUCGAUAUUCUCUAUACUAAAAUGAUUCCUACAAUAUUUAUAGCAAGAUGAUUCCUUGAAUGACA